Brassica napus (rape) is the source of this 3460-nucleotide messenger RNA. RefSeq names its product putative F-box protein At4g21240. Bases 54 to 1352 code for a protein of 432 amino acids. The record is from RefSeq and is a predicted model, not a curated record. The transcript is spliced from 5 exons. NCBI's taxonomy places the organism in Eukaryota, Viridiplantae, Streptophyta, Magnoliopsida, Brassicales, Brassicaceae. Gene Ontology annotation, molecular function: protein binding.
AUGUCAGUAUAAAGAGGUUUAAACGGACGAAGAGGUCAUUGAGAAAUUAAAGUAUGGGCUCAAAACUAGGAGUGAUGAAAAAUAAAGAGGACAAGAAAAAUUAUGAAAGAGAUGGUGAGUGUGAUAUUCCUCAUGAUCUCAUGAGGGAGAUAUUACUGAGACUUCCAGCGAAAUCAUUGCUAAGGUUUCGAUGUGUAUCAAAGUUAUGGUUCUCUACCACUACAGAUCCAAGUUUCAUUAAUUCGUUCGCCACUCAGUCAUCAACUCGUCCGUAUCUUGAACUCUGUUUUACAAAAGAGGACAACUGGUUAUUUUUCUCAUUAGUGCAAAAGUCUUUAUCUCAUCAUCAUAUGGACCAUAUCACCCUCCCAAAAGAAGACCGGUUCAUCAAUGAUUUUGAGUCCAUACUUGGCUUGAUCUCCUUCCAAUAUUUAAAUUAUUUUGUGAUCUGGAAUCCUACCAUAAGACAACAUGUAACCAUACCCAAACCCAAAGAUUCAUGGCAUACAAGAAGCUAUUUAGGAUAUGAUCCUAUUGGAGAUACAUAUAAGCUACUUUGUAUGUCAAAUACUUCUAAUUCCAGACCUCAAGUUCUUACAUUAGGAGCUCAAGAAUCAUGGAGAUUGAUCAAAAACAGUCCUAUGCAUUACAAGACGAAUAAUGGAAAAUACAUCAACGGGUUCAUCUUUUAUGAAGCGUAUUUACGAUAUGAAUAUUAUGGAACUCUUGUUGAUCGUGGAUGUCCUUCGUAUAUUUAUCGCGAAGGUCUAGAUAGAAAAACCAUAAUGCGUUUUGAUGUGAGGUCUGAGGAGUUUAAACCAAUCCAAAUGCCCCCGCAUUUUAGUCACAAAACAAGGCAUGCUCUGGUAAAUUACGAGGGCAAAGUGGCACGUAUUUGUCAAGAAUCAUCUUUUAUAAUUUUAUGGAUCCUUGAAGAUGUUGACAAAGAAAAAUGGUCAUACAAAGAGUUCCAUGUGCCUUUUCCCCCAGAAGAUCCAAUUGAAGCAUAUGACUAUAGUAUAAAUAUAUUAUCACAACAAAACGAGAACUACAUUCUAAAUGGUAUCCAUGAUGACACUGGUGAAUUAGUGAAAUAUAUUCUAAGUGGUAUUAAUGAUGACACUGGUGAAUUUAUUUUCAUACCAUUAACAAUGUGGUGUGGUGACAAAGAGGCGUAUGUCUUUUGUUAUGAUCCAAAGAAAAAAUGUACGAGGAAGAUCAGAUUUGAAGGAACUGGGUACGUUGACAAUUUUAAGCGUGGUUAUAAACUCAAACACUGGGUAUUUGCUUAUUGUUUCCCUAAUCAUAUUGAGAGUCUUGUGUCUCUCAACAACCUAACUUUCCCGCAUUAAAUAUUAGCUCUGUUCGUUUCAUCACCGCGGAACGCAGCGGUAGCGUCAUAAAAUUAAAGCUUUAACGACAACAACACAGAGCACAGAUGAACCAUGGCUGACUGAUUUUGCAGUCUUGCGGCAACAAACUGAAGAUAAAACGGACGCAGAAAAUAUCAGCGGCAUCGGCUUCUCAUUGCUUGUGUCUCUGGAAGUCCACCAGCGAUUACAGCUGCGUCAAAUUACUCUUAUUUUUGUCUCGUUUACCGUAUAUUAUUUUGCCGCUACCGCUGGAUGUGGCGUCUAUGAAACGAACAGACCUAUUUUAUGUGGAGUUAUUCUUCGGUUCACCUCAUAGGGCAGUGGCAGAGUCAGAACUAUUUUUAACUGGAGUUUUAAUAUGUAUAUAUUAUUAUUACAAAAAUAUUUUUUUUUACAAAUUUAAUGGAGACAUUUGAAAACUUAUACAUAAAUUAGUAGUCAAAUGCUAUAUUUUAACUAAAUAUUGUAAUAACUUAAGAAAAAAAUUGACUAAUUUUUUUUCUCCAAUUUGAGUGGGGUCAUCUGAUCCCACAAUCUCUUAUCUACUUUCCCUCGUAUCUUAGGGUGAAUUUCUAAGUUCAUUAAUCAAUAAAAUUUUAUUCUUUUAUUUUUGAUAUUUUUUUAAAAAAAAAUGUAUAUUGUCAAGUUAUAUUUAAAAAUAAAAAUAUGUGUAAGUGUAAAUAGACAGAAGUAUGUGUAGAUGUAAUUGUUUCUAUUAUUUUCCGGGUAUCAUGUAAAAUUAAUCUAAUCCUUGUUGGUAACUUGUUCCGAAACCGGUACACAAAUUAACCAGCAAAACCGGCUUUCUGAUAUUGAGACGGUUAAACCGUUUCUCUGGGCUUGACGCUCGAGAUCAAUUCUGCUAAGCGAAAACCAGACGACAGAAAAAAAAAAGAAAAAGAAAAGCAACACAAGAGGAGGAGAAAACUCGAAAACGAAGAAGACGAGAAAGCGAUACUCUCGUGCUACGAAUUCAAAUGAUUUGUUUUCCUUAGCAGAUCGAUCGCAAUUGAUCUAUCUCCGCCGCUGUUUUCGCCGUAAUUGACGGCGGUGUAUACAGUCUCUUUUGCUUGUGCGUGACAUCAACAGGAGAAGUCAUCUUAAGUAACGCCGUUUCUUUUGAUCGCGAUUGAGUUCAGCGUCGUUUCUUCUCCCAGAUUUUGCGUUUGUUGUUUAUCUCGAAUUCGUUUGUUCUGCGUCGAAGAGAUGUAAAAUGCUGGCGAAUUGGAACUUACGGUGUCAAAGGUUGCAUAGUAUAGAAAAACUAUAAAGUCUGGUUCAGAGAAGAAGUUUCCUCUCAGUGCAAAAGACUACAAGUUAAACGAAGAGAUUGGAGAUGGCGUUGGUGCCACCGUGUACAGAGCUUUGUGCAUACCGCUUAACGAGGAUGGGAUCAGGAGAGAGGUGCAAACAAUGAGUCUGAUCAACCAUCCAAAUUUGUUACAAGCUCAUUGCUCAUUUACCGCUGGCCACCACCUAUGGGUUGUGAUGCCUUACAUGGCUGGAGGAUCCUGUCUCCAUAUAAUAAAGUCUUCUUAUCAAGAUGGAUUUGAGGAGCCUAUUAUCGCUACUUUGCUCCGUGAGAGUCUGAAAGCUCUUGUGUAUCUUCAUGCUCAUGGACAUAUCCAUAGGGAUGCCAAGGCUGGAAACAUAUUAUUGGACUCCAACGGUGCGGUUAAGUUAGCAGACUUUGGAGUAUCAGCUUGCAUGUUCGAUACAGGGGAUAGACAACGUUCCAGAAAUACAUUCGUUGGGACUCCAUGCUGGGACUUUUUUUUUCUUCCAACUUUAGUAGUGCCAUGUUCUGCUGCCAUAUGUGAAUAUACAUCUUAGACAUUAUUUAUUUUACAUAGGAUGGCUCCUGAAGUCAUGCAGCAACUACAUGGAUAUGAUUUCAAAGCAGAUGUAUGGUCAUUUGGAAUAACGGCACUUGAACUGGCACAUGGUCAUGCCCCAUUUUCCAAGUAUCCGCCAAUGAAAGUAAACUUAUAAUGAUGCCAUUUUAUUUGUAUUAAUCAUCACUGCUCUCUGGUACUCAGUUUGUGUAUUUUCUUUUCUGGUAAUCAUCAAAACAAGAUCUUUAUAUC